GAAAAAGUCAAAGCUAAGCAACAAAGCCUAAAGUUGCUUUCGAUGAAACAGUAUUAAAUUUUAAGAAAGGCAAGCAUUCAAUUCAUACAAAAACUCUCUCUAUAUAUAAUAGGAAGAGGGAAAGCCAUACUUUACUAAGGAGAAAGGAAACUGAGAGGGAAAGCCACUCUGGGUCUCUCUGAUCUUCUCUUCUCUUCCUUUCCUUUAUACGCUUUUUUCUUAGGUUCAGUUGAAUCAGAUACGGUAGAGAAGAAAAAGAACGUAUGAUGGGAUCUAAUUCCGGGCAGCCGCAGUUCAUAGCUAGCACCGGCAACCGGAGUUUCUCAAAUGCCCCGCUGAUUCAGAAUGCAGAUACUAAUCAAAUUGUCGUGCCUGACCGGAAAAGCUGGAAAAACUUUUUUGCAUACAUGGGUCCUGGAUUCCUUGUUUCAAUUGCAUAUAUUGAUCCUGGAAAUUUUGAAACUGAUCUUCAAGCCGGAGCGCAGUACAAAUAUGGGUUACUUUGGAUCAUAUUAGUGGCUUCAUGUGCUGCUCUUGUUAUUCAGUCCCUGGCUGCCAAUUUGGGUGUUGUCACAGGGAAGCAUUUAGCAGAGCACUGUAGAACUGAAUAUCCUAGAGGCCCAAACUUCGUGUUAUGGGUUCUUGCUGAAAUCGCUAUUGUUGCAUGUGAUAUUCCUGAAGUGAUUGGCACAGCCUUUGCAUUAAACAUGCUCUUCAACAUCCCAGUUUGGAUUGGUGUCCUAUUGACGGGGCUCAGUACAUUGGUUCUUCUAGCAUUGCAGCAAUAUGGGGUUAGGAAACUUGAGUUUUUAAUCGCUUUUCUUGUACUUACAAUUGCUGGGUGCUUUUUUGCGGAGAUGAACUAUGCGAAGCCUGUGGCUAGUGAAGUUCUUGAUGGGCUUUUUGUUCCUCAACUCAAAGGAAAUGGUGCCACCGGUCUAGCAAUUUCACUCCUUGGAGCUAUGGUUAUGCCGCACAACCUCUUUCUCCACUCUGCACUGGUGCUUUCCAGGAAAAUCCCUCGAUCUGUCCGGGGCAUUAAGGAGGCUUGCAGAUUUUAUAUGAUAGAAAGUGGCUUCGCUUUAAUGGUGGCAUUUCUCAUUAACAUAUCAGUUAUCUCUGUAAGUGGUGCAGUUUGCAAUUCAUCAAAUUUGAAUCAAGAAGAUCGAGAUAGUUGUGAGGAUUUAGACCUGAACAAGGCCUCGUUCUUACUAAGAAAUGUCUUAGGCAGUUGGAGUUCAAAACUUUUUGCAGUUGCUUUGCUGGCAUCAGGUCAGAGUUCUACUAUAACGGGAACAUAUGCUGGCCAAUAUGUAAUGCAGGGCUUUCUUGAUUUACGACUAACACCAUGGAUCCGGAACAUGCUUACUCGAUGCUUGGCAAUUGUCCCUAGUUUAAUUGUCGCCAUCAUUGGUGGCUCUGCUGGGGCUGGAAAGCUAAUUAUCAUUGCUUCAAUGAUAUUAUCCUUUGAGCUACCUUUCGCACUCAUUCCGCUACUCAAGUUCACCAGCAGUAAGACGAAAAUGGGAGCAUAUGUCAACUCAAUUGCGGUUUCAGCUAUCACGUGGAUCAUCGGAUCCCUGAUCAUGGGCAUAAACAUAUACUAUCUUAUGACGAACUUCAUCCACUUGCUUCUUCACAAUCACUGGGAGCUUGUGGCAGUUGUGUUUCUGGGAAUAUUUGGAUUUUCAGGGGUGGCGAUCUAUUUGGCUGCAAUAGCAUACCUGGUAUUCCAGCCUAACAAAGAAGCAACGCACCUUCUGGCAUUAACAUCCGAAAACCGACAUAUGGUUGACGAUGCAGGCAACACAUCAAUGUACUGUCUCCCUCGAGAAGAUAUAGUAAGCAUGCAGUUACCUCAGAGACGGCAGACGGAGGACAUUUGACUAACAGACUAUACCAGCUUAUCUACAUUGUGAAGGCAGGUUUUACUCUAGUUUUUCGUGUUUUCGUUUAGAGUAGUAGAAUAAGGGCUUUACUCGCUAGGAAGGAUAGGAAAAAGGGGUACAAAUCGGAAAACCUUGCCGAUUCUAAUGUGGCUUUCUCCUGUUUCGGCAAUAUUUUGAUAGUGGAUUACACUUUCUUAACAUUUCCCUUGUUCAAAACACUGGUUUUGACAGCAUUUUCUUUUUAACCUUAACCAAUACCUACAAUUUGUUAAUAGAAUGGUGAAAUUUCAGUUUCA
This is a messenger RNA of Gossypium raimondii (Peruvian cotton), 2185 nucleotides long. Its product is annotated as metal transporter Nramp6. Gene Ontology annotation, molecular function: manganese ion transmembrane transporter activity; cadmium ion transmembrane transporter activity. The coding region runs from base 264 to 1886 and encodes 540 amino acids. Gene Ontology annotation, biological process: metal ion transport. NCBI's taxonomy places the organism in Eukaryota, Viridiplantae, Streptophyta, Magnoliopsida, Malvales, Malvaceae. The record is from RefSeq and is a predicted model, not a curated record. The transcript has 14 exons. Gene Ontology annotation, cellular component: membrane.